UAUGGAGGAGUUGGCCAUUGGUGGGAUCAAAUUCCGUACCUUUGAUCUAGGAGGUCACGCUCAGGCGCGUCGCGUAUGGCGUGACUACUACCCAUCGGUCGAUGCUAUCGUAUACCUCGUCGAUGCUGCCGAUAGAGAAAGACUUAACGAGUCAAAGGCUGAGCUGGAUGCUCUGCUAUCAUCAGAGGAACUGGGAUCAGUCCCGUUCUUAAUUCUGGGUAACAAGAUUGACAAGCAGUACGCCACAAGUGAAGAUGAUUUGCGUAUGGCAUUGGGGCUACAGGGUGCUACCACUGGCAAAGGCAAGGUUACACUUAACGAGACUCGACCGAUUGAAAUCUUCAUGUGCUCCGUAGUAAAGAAGCAAGGAUACGGAGAGGGUAAGUGA
Messenger RNA from Sphaeroforma arctica JP610, 388 nucleotides. RefSeq lists its product as hypothetical. The annotation marks the transcript as partial. The transcript has 2 exons. The record is from RefSeq and is a predicted model, not a curated record. Gene Ontology annotation, cellular component: endoplasmic reticulum exit site; COPII vesicle coat. NCBI's taxonomy places the organism in Eukaryota, Ichthyosporea, Ichthyophonida. Gene Ontology annotation, molecular function: GTP binding; GTPase activity. Gene Ontology annotation, biological process: vesicle organization; intracellular protein transport; membrane organization.